CUGCGGUGCUGCACUCACAGCUCUUUUAUGCUGUUAAGCGAACUCCAGCUACUUACCUCCUGCCAAAGAAACGAACCAAAAUGUUGGGAAACACCGCUGGACAUAAAGUCGGGCAGAAGCUGUGCAUCUAAAUGUCUCCCUGGCUUCUAUAAACUUACCGGUCAACUAUUGAUAACCCGCACACCACUUCCAGUUUGCAGUCUAACACUCUCGACAGGAUUUGAGAAGAUUUGUCUCGAUUCAGCCUGUGUGAGAGCUUAGACUUUGCUCUGAAUCCUGGGUGAAAUUUUGGUGCCAGUGAUGAGUGCCGUUGGUGAGGGUUCAUCAAGAACUUGUUGGAGCUGACGUUGCCAAGUUCUUUCAGCUGAAGAAGACUCUGAUCAGGGAGUCCUCAGCAUCUACCUGUGCUUCUAACGGCGCGUAGAACAUCUGGAGGCGCUUUGCAACACACCGCCAUGCCCACCAACCAGUCAUCGCUGUGGGGCGGAGGGAAUCUCAGGGCAUGUUCCAACACUCAUAAUGCCCCCACUGCUGCCUUGGUUUCAGGUGCAACCUUUAAAUCAUCUUUCAGGCACACUCCACCGGAGCUCCCCAAGGCUACCAGCAUCUACAAACAUCUGCCAUCUGCCGGUGCUUUAUCCAUGAUGUCAUCUGUGUGCUCUGUGUGGGAGAAAGACAGUGGAAACAGUUCAAACACCAGAAGUCACCACCUUGGAUCAGAGAAGUCAGUGAAGCAGUCAGAACACCAGAACCGGACUCAGAGACCAAAUCAGAACCUGGCAGCGUCAGAACCAAAUCGACCUAACGCCAGGACCAUGGCACAGGAGGUCCAGCUGAGAGGAGUCACUGAGGGCUGUUUACCAACCCAGAUCCUUCAGUCUGGAGACGGAUUGGUACGUAGUCAGGAUUCCACUGACCAUGUGCCACUAGAGUCUUCACCAGGUUGUCAUGGAGACCUGUUCAUCAAAGGACAUGCCACUGUGCCACGAAUCGCCAAGCUGAUGCCUAAGACUAUAGACUGUUCCUCUUCACCACCAGUGCCUCACCUGAGCUUGAAGCUGUCCAAACAUCAGGGAACAAAGUUAUGGAAGAAUACCUCUGGCCACAACGGCACAAAGCAAGAAACGAGAAGCACAAAGUGGCAGCUGAACGCUCCACGAAGGGGCCAUUCGACUAAGGCGCCAACAAAACACACUAAGACUCAAAAUGGCCGUGCAACACGGUCGCCUUCAAGGAAUCAGCGGCUAGAUAAAUUUGGUCCUGCAGGUGUUCUGGUUGCAGCUGCUAACCGCAAAUCCCACAGUGCACCAUUGCCCCGGCUAUCUACAUGCAGAGGACUGGAUUCAUCUCUCUGCAGCAAUGUGCCAGCUGUUCGGUGUGGCGAUCAGCGUCUGCAGCCCACAGGGCUCCAUGCUGUUGAAGGUGUAGCUCCAUGUCUUGCUGGAGCUUUGGUGGGCUCAGUGACCAAUCAGAUUUCAGCCAUUCACCUCACCAAGGAAGGACAGUCUUCCUCCACUUCAACUCAGUCCCUGUACUCAUCCUCAUCAGUGACAGAGGAGCAGCUGAUGAGCUUGGAAUGUGUGAUGCAGGUGGAUGGAAUGGAGGAGGAGCUUCUAGAUGAGCUGGAAAAUGCCUUCAGUGAUGAUGGGAAGACAGAGCCACACGCUGGGCAGCGUGUUGAAAUGGAAAACACUGAUGAUGAUUCAGAAUGUUAUUCCAUCAUUCGUUCUUCUUCUUCUGAUGCAUCAAUUCCUUGCAUCUCUAGUAUUGAAGAGCCGAUGGUGUUGGGGGCAGAGGAUGAUCGAGAGGAGCAACCGGCGCUCGUCCCCAGCUUGUUUCCCCUCAUGCGCCCCACACUCUACUUCAGCACAGCCAAUGAGAAAGUGGAGCUGCUGCCUGCCGAACAGAGACGCCUACUCAAAUGGAAGAUGAGCUCUGUUACCCCCAACAUCGUCAAGCACACCAUCGCUAGGUCACACUUCAAAGCCACCAAGAAGAGCAACAACUGGCUGGGCUGCUGGGGACACCACAUGAAAUCUCCUGGCUUUAAGGCCAUCGGGGAGCACCAAAAGUUGAACCACUUUCCAGGAACCUUUCAAAUUGGCAGGAAGGACCGACUUUGGAGGAAUCUGUCCAAGAUGCAGCAUCGCUUUGGCAAGCAGGAGUUUGACUUCUUCCCAAAGACGUUCAUCCUUCCUCAGGAUAUCAAACUGCUGCGGAAGGCAUGGGAAGAUAGUGGCUCCAGGAAGAAGUGGAUCAUCAAACCUCCUGCGUCAGCCAGAGGAAUGGGGAUCCAGGUCAUCCACAAAUGGAGUCAGCUGCCCCGCAAGAGACCAUUGCUGGUGCAGAAGUACCUUCACAAACCCUACCUCAUUGGCGGGAACAAGUUUGACUUGCGGAUCUACGUCUAUGUGACAUCCUAUGAGCCGCUCCGAAUUUACCUGUUCUCUGACGGAUUGGUCCGCUUUGCCAGCUGCAAGUAUUCGUCUUCCAUGAAGACUCUAAACAACAAGUUCAUGCACCUGACCAACUACAGCGUGAACAAGAUGAACUCUGAGUACCAGACAAACAGCGAUGACAAGGCCUGCCAGGGACACAAAUGGGCUUUGAAGGCUCUGUGGCACUUCCUUGGCUCUAAAGGCAUCAACACCAACCUGAUAUGGGAGAAGAUUAAAGACAUUGUGAUCAAAACUAUUAUAGCUUCUGAGCCAUAUGUGAACACCCUGCUGAAGAUGCACGUGAAAACACCUCACAGCUGCCACGAGCUGUUUGGCUUUGACAUCAUGCUGGACGAGAACCUAAAACCCUGGAUCCUGGAGGUCAACAUAUCACCCAGCCUCCACUCCAACUCUGCCCUGGACGUUUCCAUUAAAGGCCAGAUGAUCAGAGACCUCCUGAACCUGGCCGGCUUCAGGAUUCCCCCGAGAGAAGAAGUGGUGUCCUCCUGCAGCAGUGCCUCCAGCUCCACCAGUAGUUUACAUGGAGGGAACAAAGAAAAGAGAAAAUCUGACCUGUCUGCUGAUGAGAAAGUAAAACGAGCAUUUUACCUUGCACAGCGCUAUGCGGACCAGGUAAACAAAUGCAUGCACACAGCUCUGUUACAGCAGGACUUCCUAUCAUCAGUGUUGGACAUUUUGACUCCUGAGGACGUCCGCGUGCUGGCCGAGAGCGAAGAUGAACUGAAUCGACGAGGAGAGUUUGAGCGCAUUUUCCCAUCGCAUACUUCAUCACGCUACCUUCGCUUCUUUGAGUGUCCCAGAUACCUCAACAUCCUGCUGGAUCAGUGGGAACAGAAGCACUGCAAUGACCGGACCAAAUGCAUCAGUUUGCUGAGGCUUCUCUGUCAUAAAGGAAUCCAUCUGGGGAGCAGUGACCCCGCUCACAUGUGGUCCAAGUAUAGCUACAAGUCGAGGUUGGAACCCCUGAAGCCAGGUGUGGUGAGUCCAUCCAGAUCCAGGGUGGUGGUCAGCCACCGUAACGCCUCUGAUGACGACUGUUCAGACCCAGAGUCGCCGUCUGUGUCCAGUCUGCCCAGCUCCCAGAGUACGGGGUCCAGUGUAAGCAGCAGUGCCCGUGCCAGCCCUCAGCCCACCCCCUUUCAGAACCUGCUGCCUCAGCACUUUUCCUCCUUCUGAGGACUCUGUGGUACCAGAACUGACACAGAACCUGGGUACCACAGAGUCCUCCAAAGUCUCUGGAGUAGAAAGAAUGAAGGACUCUGUUCAGGUUUACUUUAACUGGACCAUCAGAGGGAUGAGCAGCAGCUGCUUCUGUGGCCUUUAGAAAAUCAAUCUUGAAAUUUCUGCUAAAUUGAAGCAGAGAAGCUUUUACAUAAUUCUUUUUUGGGAUAUUUUUUCAGGGGACCCCAAAGAGUGGCCCCUGCCCCCGAUUGCUCUGGUGAUGAAAGGAUGUUCUGACUGUGUCUUGUCCUGAAAGCUGGACACACCCAGAUGUUCUGAUGUGUCCCUUCUGUCUGCACCUCUCUGACACGCCUGGGCCUGUCCGGUUGCAAUGGUCUCAGUCUGUUGCAGUGCUGGCGUUUGCGGCUAUGGAUAAACUUUGAUAGCAGAAUGGGAUGUAAUGUGAGAUUUAUUUCAGUAGGCAUGUCGAACAUCGGCAUGGAAACAAGCUUAUCAGGCUGUGUUGAGGUCUGUGUAGAAUCAGUGGGCCGAGUAGAGAAUUCUGUGCAGAUCUGUCGGCUCAGAACAAGAAUUCACUGUGAUAAGUCAGAGCUGCUGCAUGCAUCACACCAGCUGACACUUUAUCCUCCAGGCUGAUGCGGUGCUGAUCCUCACUGCCUCUCCAGGAGUCAGGCUGCAGGGUCCUGCAGAAUCAAAGUGUUCAAUGCUUUUUGAAGGGCUGCUCUCAGCUGAAGCCUAACUGAAGCUGUUGCUUUAUGCUUUCAUUUCCCAUGUUUCCAAGUUGCUUGAGUUUGUUUGAGCUUCAUGUAUUUCUUCUUAACAAGUUUCAGUCGGACUAACGUUCUACCUCUGUUAUGGUGAUGAGAGCAAGUAAAUGCUGUAGUUCAAGUAUUUCAGGGUCAUACCCAGCUGCUGUGGGAGGCAGCUGGGAUUUUGUGAUGCAAAAGACAGAAGUGGGCUUCCUGCAACACAAAACCAAGGAUGCACAAAGCUGAAAGGCGCUCAGUGUUUCUGUAACAGUGUUUGCUGAUUUAAUAUUUAGUAUUUUCCAGAAGUUUGUUUAUAACCCGGUUUAUACACAGCUGCUAAACUAAUGUUCCUGUUUUCACUGUUCUCUUCAGUAGAACAGUGUUUAAUAAGCAUAGUUUGACAUCUCAGAACAAAAACCAAUUGGCAGUGAUUAGACUAGGAUAUUUGAUGUUGUUGGGGGUCCUGCUGCACAGAGCAGCAUCGAUUUUGACAGGUUUUUAUGGAGCAGAAUGCUAACAUCACAUGCCUUAGAGUUGUGCCUUGUGUGUCAUAACAGAAACAUGAGAAAGAUGAUGAAACAUGAGUGAAUUGUUGCUUAAUUAAUAGUUACUUGCUUAUUUUGAAACUGCUUGCUGAAAUCUGAUGGGUAAAAUCAGUGCUUCCCCAGACUGGGACCAGGACCACACAUUUCAAUAAGUGUGGCGUCCUGACUUCCUCAGAAAAAAAUAGAAUAAAAAAUUAGAAGGCGGAGCAUAUUUAUGAUAGAAACAGCUAUGUUUUUGUAAACAUAGCUGACUUGGUUAGAAAUUCUGCUAGCAGGUACAUUGUAAAGUCUGACUUGUGUAAUAAAUAUCAUUGAAAACAUGUCCAUCUCCAGCUGUCUGCAGAGAAGCUGCUGCUGGUUUACUGAACAUGCCUUAAGCCUCUGUGUGACAGCAGUGUCCCCAUACUGAGGCAUUCUCUGUUUGCUUUCACAGCUGAACCUCUGGAUCUUUUUAUCCACUGAUCUUUGUUCAAGGAUGUUUUAAAUGCUCAGGUUGAUAUGGAGGAAAUAAAAGUUAUUUGUUAUACAAUUGUAA
Messenger RNA from Xiphophorus hellerii (green swordtail), 5470 nucleotides. It is a transcript of the gene ttll4, whose product is annotated as tubulin tyrosine ligase-like family, member 4. Gene Ontology annotation, molecular function: tubulin-glutamic acid ligase activity; tubulin binding. Bases 456 to 3635 code for a protein of 1059 amino acids. Gene Ontology annotation, cellular component: ciliary basal body. The record is from RefSeq and is a predicted model, not a curated record. The transcript has 21 exons. Gene Ontology annotation, biological process: protein polyglutamylation; microtubule cytoskeleton organization. Lineage: Eukaryota; Metazoa; Chordata; Actinopteri; Cyprinodontiformes; Poeciliidae.